Messenger RNA from Eurypyga helias (sunbittern), 752 nucleotides. RefSeq names its product rho guanine nucleotide exchange factor 10-like. Lineage: Eukaryota; Metazoa; Chordata; Aves; Eurypygiformes; Eurypygidae. Gene Ontology annotation, cellular component: centrosome. The transcript has 6 exons. The record is from RefSeq and is a predicted model, not a curated record. Gene Ontology annotation, molecular function: guanyl-nucleotide exchange factor activity. Gene Ontology annotation, biological process: mitotic spindle assembly; actin cytoskeleton organization; positive regulation of stress fiber assembly. The annotation marks the transcript as partial.
AUCACAGAUCAUCAUGUCUAGAAGAAGAAGAGCUAAAUUUGUUUAUUGAUGUGGACUGUAUGCAUACAGAAGCAAUUAUGACUCCUAUGCCUGAAGGAUUAUCACAGCAGCAGGUUGUGAGAAGGUAUAUUCUGGGCUCUGUAGUUGACAGUGAGAAGAAUUACGUGGAUGCUCUCAAAAGAAUCCUGGAGCAGUAUGAGAAGCCCCUUUCAGAUAUGGAACCAAAAUUACUGAGUGAAAGAAAACUCAAAAUGGUCUUUUAUCGAAUUAAGGAAAUUCUUCAGUGCCACUCAAUGUUUCAGAUUGCACUGGCGAGUCGUGUAUCUGAGUGGGACUCUGUUGAAAUGAUUGGUGAUGUCUUUGUUGCUUCAUUUUCUAAAUCUAUGGUAUUGGAUGCGUACAGUGAAUAUGUAAACAACUUCAGUACAGCAGUAGGGAUUCUCAAGAAAACAUGUGCCACCAAACCUGCCUUUCUAGACUUCUUAAAGCAGUGCCAGGAGUCAAGUCCUGAUCGCAUUACGCUGUAUGGUUUAAUGAUGAAACCUAUCCAGCGCUUUCCACAGUUCAUUCUGCUAUUGCAGGAUAUGUUGAAGAACACUAAUAAAGGCCAUCCCGACAGAUUACCUCUGCAGAUGGCUCUUACAGAACUCGAAACACUGGCAGAGAAGUUAAACGAAAGGAAAAGGGAUGCAGAUCAGCGCUGUGAAAUAAAACAGAUAGCAAAAGCAAUGAACGAACGUUAUCUGAACAAG